AUGACUAACAUGUUUCCUAGAAUAAGCGAACUCACUGGUAAAACGACAUUUGAUGUUGAGGUGAAGUUGGCCUGGAAGAGAACGAAGCUUUCAGCGAAAGACAACGUCGACAUAACAGCUUCUGUCCUCUCUGUUCUGUCUGACCAGAAUCCAUACUCUCAAUAUGUGAUUAAAGGACAGGGAGGAUCCAAGGACAGAGAGGAUCCGAGAAAACAUAUAAAUGAAUUCUGGAUGAGACAUCGCAGCAAAGAAAGGGUCAUUCCAAUAAGUAAUGUUAUAAUUUCCAUAGCUACUUGA
Leptosia nina is the source of this 297-nucleotide messenger RNA. Lineage: Eukaryota; Metazoa; Arthropoda; Insecta; Lepidoptera; Pieridae. The record is from the annotation of a GenBank genome assembly.